Messenger RNA from Pseudonaja textilis, 926 nucleotides. The record is from RefSeq and is a predicted model, not a curated record. Lineage: Eukaryota; Metazoa; Chordata; Lepidosauria; Squamata; Elapidae.
CCGGCUACGUUGUAGCGAGGCGGGGCUGGAGCGGCGGGAGCGAAGGUGCGAUGGGCUCGGAGGCGCCUCGCCUGGCCCGGCAGCUCUUCCUGCGCGGCACAGCCGCUGUCUUCCUGGCCGCCUUCGCCUCGCUUUACGUCCAGCUGCCCGGCCUCUAUGGCAAAGAUGGCAUCCUGCCCGCCCGGAAGAUGCUCCGCUUUACGGGCAAAGGCUUCUGGGAGCAGCUGCGGGACUCCCCGACUCUGCUGUGGCUGGGGCCCCACCUGGGGCUGGACACGGAGCAGGGCCUGGAGCUGCUGUGCCUGAUGGGCACGCUGCUCUCCUUCGGGGCCCUGCUGCUGGAGCCCCUGCGGGACAGCCUGGUCUUCCUCGCCCUCUGGGGCCUCUACCUCUCGGUCUACCAGGUGGGACAGGUGUUCCUCUACUUCCAGUGGGACAGCCUUUUGCUGGAGACGGGCUUCCUGGCCGUGCUGGUGGCCCCCCUGCACCUGCUCCGGGGACCCUCCUCCGCCUGGAGGGCGCAUGACGGGGUGACCUUCUGGCUGGUGCGAUGGCUGCUCUUCCGGCUGAUGUUCGCCUCCGGGGUGGUGAAGCUGACCAGCCGCUGCCCCACCUGGUGGGGGCUCACAGGUGAGUCGGACGGCACAGAAACCCAACGGGGGGGAGCCAUCAUCUGGUCCUUCUACCUGACGGCCGCGGCCGUGGGCAUCCUGCGAGGACUGGGGGCCCGGCUGCCAUCCGGAGGGCUGCCCCCCGGAGGCCGGCAGAAGACGAGUCGGCUGGGCGACGCGGUGGCCGAUCCCGGCGGUGGCGGAGACCAGGCCGGCGGAGAGAAGAACGGGCAGUUGCGGAGGAAGGAGGAGAAGGCCCGGCCGGCCGGAGAGGCCCCCUCCAACGGGCUGCGGCAUACGAAGAAGAAGAAAUAA